UCUAACAAUACAGAUCAACAUCUCUGGUUGUUACCUAGUAGGCCUUUAUUAUUGAAGUUUCCUUCUUGUUCCUGAUCUUCUAGCCAAACAUAAAUGGCAAACUCCAACUCAAAUUUCUCUUCUUCUUCACCACCAAAAGAGUACGAUGUGUUCUUGAGCUUCAGAGGUGAAGAUACCCGGAAAAAUUUUUCGGGUCAUCUUCGCAAUGCUUUGCGCCAAAAAGGAAUUCACACUUUCUUUGAUGAUGACAAACUUGAAAGAGGUAAAGAAAUCUCCCCGGAAUUGCUGAAAGCGAUUGAAGAUUCUUACACUUCAAUCAUCAUUCUCUCGGAAAAUUACGCUUCUUCGAGUUGGUGUUUGACUGAACUGGGCAAUAUUGUUGAAUUUAUGGGAGUCUCGGGAAAGAUACUGCCAAUUUUCUAUCAUGUAGAUCCAGGCCAUGUAAGGAAUCAGAGUGGGAGUUAUGGAGAAGCAUUCAAGAAACAUGAAGGAGAUCAAAGGCACAGCUCAGAAAAGGUGCAAAGCUGGAGGGAUGCUCUGAAAACGGUCGGAAAUCUAGCUGGUUGGCAUGUCAACGAUACAACGGACGAAUCAAAGUUCAUACAAGACUUUAUUGUAGAGGUAUCAAGAAAACUUGGUGUUAGGUCGACGAAAACAUUAGAUGGUUUGUAUGGAAUGCAUUCUCGUCUGAAGAAAUUUGAUUCAUUUGUUUGUCGAUCUUCUACUGAUGUUCGGUUUAUUGGAAUUUGUGGAAUGGGGGGUAUCGGCAAGACAACUUUAGCCAAAGCUUAUUAUAACCAAAUGUCUGAUACAUUCGAAGGUAGUAGCUUUCUUGCAAAUGUUCGAGAAGUUUGUAAAAAGAAAGAGAAUGGCCGUGUGCAUUUGCAAAAUCAACUGCUUUCAGACACUUUGAAAGACAAAGAUAUUGAAAUCGGAAAUGUUUAUGAUGGAAUAGACAUGAUAAGAAGAAGGCUACGCAAGAAAAGCAUCAUUGUUGUUCUUGAUGAUGUAGACAAAAUGGAACAAAUAGUUGCACUUGCUGAGAAAAAUGAUUGUUUUGGUGCAGGGAGUGUAGUCAUUGUGACAACGAGAGAUGAAAGUUUGCUAACAAAUGCAUACAAAGGAAGUAAAAUUUAUAAAGUUGAGCAACUAAAUUAUAAAGAAGCUCUUCGACUAUUUUCUUUGAAAGCCUUCCCAAUUAGUAGUACUACUAUUUUGAAAGAUUACAAGGAGCUCUCUGACCAAGUGAUAGAAUAUGCCAAUGGUCUUCCAUUAGCUCUUGAAGUACUGGGUUCAUUUUUAUGUGGCAAAAGCAAAACUCAGUGGAUGGAUGCAUUGGAAAGAUUGAAAAACUAUGCAGAGAAGGACAUUGUUGAAAAACUGCGCAUAAGUUUUGAUGAUCUUAGGGAAACAGAUCAACAAAUUUUCCUGGAUAUUGCUUGCUUCUUCAAUGGAUAUGACAAAGAUUAUGUUAUAGAAAUAUUGGAGAGCUGUGAGUUGUAUCCUACAAUCGGGAUACAAACUCUUGUUGAUAAAUCUCUUGUUGUUCAAAAUGGUAACAAGCUCUCGAUGCAUGAUUUGUUACAAGAAAUGGGAAAGGACAUUGUUCGACAAGAAUCACGUAGAGAGCCAGGAAGACGAAGCAGGAUAUGGGAUGCGGUUGAUUUUAAACGUAUUUUACAAAAGAAAACGGGAACCGAUAAAAUCGAAGGCAUACAAAGCUUUCUAGAAGAAAGCACAAAAUUGAUCAGCUUUGAAGCCUUGUCAAAUUUGAAGAACCUAAGAUUACUCAUGAUUUUCGGUUCCUAUUUAUCACCAACUACAAGUGAUGGUUCGACACCAAAUCUUGAAUAUCUUUCGGAUGAAUUAAGGUUGCUUGAAUGGAAUGGAUUUCCCUACAAAAAUCCCCCAUCAAGUUUCGAACCAAAUGAACUUGUUCAUUUGAAGUUGAUCAAAAGUAAUAUCCAACAACUUUGGGACAACCCUAUUGAGCUAUACAAAUUGAAGUCCAUUGAUCUAAGCGAUUCGAGAUGUUUUAGGAAGUUUGAAAACUUUGAAGUAGUCCCAAAUUUAGAGAAGUUAAUUCUUAAAGGAUGCAUAAAACUAUCAGAGAUUCAUCCAUCCAUCACAGUUCUUAAAAGGCUUGCUUUGCUCAACCUGAAAGAUUGCACAAGUUUAAUAAAUUUACCAAGAAGAAUACAAGGUUUGAAUUCUCUCAAAAUUCUUGAUCUCCAUGGUUGUUCAAAGCUUUGCAAAUUACCAGAGGACUUGGAGGAAUUAAAGAGUUUGGAGGAGUUUGAUGUAACAAAAAGUGGUUUAAGAUACUUACCACCUUCAAUCUUUCUUAUGGGAAACCUCAAAACUCUGUGUUGUGAAGGCAUUGUACACUCAACGAUAAAGACUAACAUAAUCAACCGUUCUGUUGGGCGGAACCACUGUUUCUUGCCCGGCGAUCUCUCGUCCUUAAACAUGUUGAAUCUGAGCAAUUGUGAUAUUACUGAUGAAUCAUUUCCUGGAUUUUUUGGCUGCUUUGUUUCUUUAGUAGAUUUAAAUCUCAGUGGAAACCCAUUUUCAGCCUUACAUCCCAGUAUCAAUAAACUUUCCAAUCUUAGAUAUCUAAACUUGAAGUAUUGUGAAGGCUUAAGAAAAUUGGGACCAGAGCUUCCAUCGAGUUUAAAGACAGUUUGGGUUGAUCAGUGUUCUUCAUUGAACUCAUUCUUGGAUCCAUUAGAGCCAUGCCAAUUACGCUGUUCAGCAUUUUGCGCGGACUGCUUCGAAUUGGUAGAGAGGCAAGACAGCAACGCAAUAGCAUUUUCAUCACUCAAAAGAUUUAUUCAGGAUCCCCUAGAUCCAAGCUUAGGUUUUGAGAUUGUUCUACCUGGAAGUGAAAUCCCAGCUUGGUUCAUGGAACAAUCUUCAGGCCCAUCAAUUAAUAUAGAAUUAGAUCCAAAUUGGUGCACCAAUAAAUGGAUCGGUCUUGCUCUGUCUGUUUGCUUUUGUGUUGAGUCCUCGGAUGAUGAAAUUUAUUGCGAAGUCGAAAGCAGAAAUUGGAGGUCUAGAAUGCUGAGGACUAUUACAGAUGUUGAAAGUGAAAGUUUUGAAAAUCACCUUUGGUUGUUUUAUUUGCCUCGUGAGAACUUCCCCGAAGACUGGAAUAGCUGCAGCAACCUUGAGUUUUCAUUUUACGCUGAAUCAACGAACAACAACUCGUACUUUGGACCGUGUGGUGUCCGUUUGGUAUACGAGAAAGACAUAGAAAACUUUAACCAAAUUGGCAGCGAAGAAUUCUCUGAUCAAGAGGAUGUGAGUUCCUCAAGUACAUCAAAGAGGGUGGAGAAUGUGAUAACUCCUACAGUAAGCAAGGGUCUGAUCUCAAGUGGUCAUAUGAAAAAAUUGGAUCUAAGCAAUGGAAGUCUUUCAGAUGAAGCAUUUCCUGAUUUUGGCAACUUGGUAUUUUUGGAAGUAUUGAACCUCAGCAAGAAUCCAUUUUCUGUACUACCUUCCAGUAUUAAUAGACUAUCCAAGCUUAGAGAUCUUGAUCUGACUUACUGUGAAGGACUAAGACAUUUGGGGCCAGAGCUUCCACUUAGUCUAGAAAACGUCAGGGUUGAUUAUUGUUCUUCAUUGAGCUCAUUCUUAGAUCCAUCAAAACCAUGCCACUUGCUGUGUUCAGCAUUUUGUUCGAACUGUUUUGAGUUGGUAAAGAGGCAAGACAGCAAAUUGACAGCACUUUCAGCGCUCAAAAGAUUCCUUCAGGAUCCACUUAGUACAAGCAGAAGAUAUGACAUUGUCGUUCCAGGAAGUGAAAUUCCAACCUGGUUUAUCAAACAAUCAUCGGUGGCAUCAACUUCUACCAAAAGAAAAUCACCGGAGACAUCAAUAAGUAUAAAACUACGUCCGGAUUGGUGCGAUGAGAAUUGGAUGGGUUUUGCUCUCUCAUUAUGCUUUCGUAAUGCCUGCCAAGAUAAAAUUUUCUGCGACAUAAAAAUCAACGGACAGAAGUGGGGUUUUGAAACCCUACAAUGUCCCUCGCCAAGUGAAACCUCGGAUCACCUAUGGCUCUUCUAUCUGCCACGUGGAUUGUAUUUCCGUUCAGAUUGGCAGAAUAGUCAAGGUCGCAGCCACAUUGUGUUUUCAUUUUAUACAAAUUCUUAUGAGCCUGAUUUCGAUUUCUCUCCCUGUGGACCUUGUGGUGUCCGUUUGGUAUAUAAGAAGGACAUACAAAAAGUUGACCAGGAUUAAUUACCACCCAAUAUUAGGUGGGAUAG
Molecule: messenger RNA, 4268 nt
Organism: Ziziphus jujuba (common jujube)
Lineage: Eukaryota; Viridiplantae; Streptophyta; Magnoliopsida; Rosales; Rhamnaceae
Product: disease resistance-like protein DSC1
Exons: 7
Coding region: 94-4242 (1382 amino acids)
Biological process (GO): signal transduction; defense response
Molecular function (GO): ADP binding
Source: RefSeq, a predicted model, not a curated record